Molecule: messenger RNA, 1312 nt
Organism: Tachysurus vachellii
Lineage: Eukaryota; Metazoa; Chordata; Actinopteri; Siluriformes; Bagridae
Gene: calhm1b
Product: calcium homeostasis modulator protein 1
Exons: 3
Coding region: 101-1249 (382 amino acids)
Molecular function (GO): monoatomic cation channel activity
Source: RefSeq, a predicted model, not a curated record
AAAACUGCGUCAACACUUCAACUAGUCCACGAUUACACUCCGUUAAACACCGGCAGAACAUUCUAUUUGUUAUAGAAGGACUCCACCCUAACAAGCCAAAAUGGAUAAGUUUCGUAUGAUGUUCCAGUUUCUUCAAUCCAACCAAGAGUCGUUUAUGCACGGUGUUUGUGGCCUGAUGGCUCUGGCUAGUGCACAACUCUACUCCGCGUUUGAGUUUAACUGCCCCUGUAUGCCUGAAUACAAUUACUCGUAUGGAAUUGGUGUAUUGGUCAUUCCAGCUGUUUGGUUCUUUAUGCUCGGCUUUGUCCUGAACAAUAACGUGUCUAUACUUUCUGAGGAAUGGAAGAGGCCAGCAGGUCACAGAGGCAAGGAUCCGUCCAUUUUUCGCUACAUGUUUAUUUCUGUAUCACAGCGCUCGUUGAUUGCUCCUGUGGUUUGGAUUACGGUCACAUUAAUGGAUGGAAAAAGCUUUCUUUGUGCAUUUAGUAUAGACCUGGAUGUUUCUGAGUUUGUUUUCAGAAAUUUUACUGGGCAUAAUCUCUCGGAAACAGAAAUGAUAACGUUGCUUGCCAAAAUCCCUUGCAAGCACAUAUUUGAUGGACAUCAUCUUUUAUCUAGCGAAGCAGCCACCAGGUAUAUACGAUGUGUGUCACAGGCAUUCGGCUGGCUCUUCCUGUUGAUCCUUACGUUAAUUGCUUUCACCGUCCGUGCCAUGCGGCCUUGCUUCAGCCAGGCUGCGUUCCUCAAAACAAAAUAUUGGUCGCACUACUUUGACAUUGAGCGCAAGAUGUUUGAAGAGCUCUGCGCAGAACACGCCAAAGGUUUUGCCAAAGUCUGCAUCCAUCAGUACUUUCAGAGUGCCAGUGAGGACUUACACGGCCAAAGAGGGGAUGACGGUAAAAAGGAAGAUGAUGACAACUCUAAUGAGAAAGACAAACUUCUAGGCAUUCACAACCAGGAUGAGAUGAAUAAAGUUUUGUGGAACUGGCACAUAUCGAAGCCUCCAUUAAGUCUGAGAAAGCCUGGCGCCAGUGAUGGUGGUGGGGACAAGAAAGCAAAUGGGAUGAAAACUGGCUACGACAAUGUGACAUUUAUCACGGAUCAAAAGGAGAGUGGAUAUGUCACAACCAAAAAUGGAAAUAGCUACAUGAACGGUAACACUCACAUGAACCAGCGCAGCUGGGAUGCAUGCGAUCAUUCAUCCGGCAUUAAAAAGAAAGAGUGGGCUGUUUAUUACAGCAAGGUCUGAAGAUCUUAGUGGUGGAGAUACUGCUAAAUGAUUGUCCAACGCUGACACAAAUCAGCUACACUA